AUGGGCAAGACGCUGGGCAACAUCCGCGCCGUGUACAUGGUCGCCCUGUGCUGCAACCAUUUCCGAUACACCGCGAAGCAGAAAUCCACCAUCAGCUCCAACUCGAACAGUCUGUUGCAGGCGGGAGCUUUCUUCUCCUGUUUCUUCGCAUGGCCGUUCACCGCGCGCUUCGGCCGCCGCUGGUCGAUCGCGCUGGCGUCUUUGAUCUUCUGCAUCGGCGCCAUCAUCCAGGUCGCGCCCACCCACUCCAUCGGCGCCUUCUACGCCGCCCGCGUUAUCAGCGGCGUUGGCGUCGGCAUGGCGACCGUCAUGGUGCCCAUGUUCAGCGCGGAAAUGGCCCCCAAGGAGAUCCGUGGGAUGCUCGGUAGCAUGUUCCAGUUCUUCUUCACCCUGGGGGUCAUGACCUCCUACUGGGUCGACUACGGUGUGGAGAAGCAUGUUCCAUCGAUUGAUCGGCAGUGGCAGAUUCCCAUCGGUCUGCAGCUGGUGCCGGGGGGCAUACUCGGGAUCGGCAUGUUGUUUUUGAAGGAGAGUGUGCGGUGGCUGGCGAAGAAGGGCCGGCAUGCCGAGGCGAUGGAGUCGCUGGUUUGGAUCCGUGGCGGCGAGGAGACGGACGAAGUGCGCGCUGAGAUGGCGGAGAUUCUUGAUGGCAUCGAAGCAGAACUGCGCGCGACUGAAGGCGUGACGUGGAAAGAGCUGCGCAUGCCGGCAAACAUGUACCGCAUGUUCAUCACCAUUACGAUCCAGAUUGGUGUGCAAUUGACCGGCAACACCUCACUCGCGUACUAUGCCCCUCAGAUCUUCAAAGCCGUCGGCGCCGGCAACGACAGCCUCCUGAUCAGCGGCUUCUUCGGCGUAAUCAAGGUCGUCGCCUGCUUCAUUUUCGUCGUCUUCCUGGUCGAGCGCGUCGGUCGGAAGUGGUCGCUGAUCUGCGGCGCGUUCAUGAUGGGCUCGCUGAUGCUCAUCGUGGCCAUUUUGAGCAAGGUCUUCCCGCCAGACCCCAACGCCACGUCCAUCUCCUCGCCCGCGAUCGCCUCCAUAGCGAUGGUGUACCUCGAGGCGGGCAUGUACAACAUGUCGUGGGGCCCGGUGCCCUGGCUGUACAUGAGCGAGAUCUUUCCCACGCGCAUCCGCGAGAUGGGGAUUGCCGUCGGCACGGCGACGCAGUGGCUAUUCAAUUUUGUCUUCUCGCAGGCGACGCCGCAUGCAGUGGAUAACCUGGGGUGGAAGACGUUCCUGAUGUUUUGCAUCUUUAACUGGGCGCUGGUUGUGUAUGCCUGGUUGUUUAUUAAGGAGACGACUGGGAAGUCGUUGGAGGAGAUGGAGGAGGUCUUUGAAUCCAAGGCGACCAUCUUCAACAAAGAUCGGACGACGGAGGAGAAUGUCGAGAAUGUACAUGCCAAGGGUGAGCACCAUGCUUAA
This is a messenger RNA of Aspergillus terreus NIH2624, 1422 nucleotides long. Its product is annotated as sugar porter family MFS transporter. Gene Ontology annotation, molecular function: carbohydrate:proton symporter activity. The transcript has 7 exons. Gene Ontology annotation, cellular component: membrane. NCBI's taxonomy places the organism in Eukaryota, Fungi, Ascomycota, Eurotiomycetes, Eurotiales, Aspergillaceae. The coding region runs from base 1 to 1422 and encodes 473 amino acids. Gene Ontology annotation, biological process: transmembrane transport; carbohydrate transport. The record is from RefSeq and is a predicted model, not a curated record.